Messenger RNA from Trichomycterus rosablanca, 1026 nucleotides. It is a transcript of the gene hspb1, whose product is annotated as heat shock protein, alpha-crystallin-related, 1. Lineage: Eukaryota; Metazoa; Chordata; Actinopteri; Siluriformes; Trichomycteridae. Gene Ontology annotation, biological process: protein refolding; negative regulation of apoptotic process; response to heat. Gene Ontology annotation, cellular component: cytoplasm; nucleus. The transcript is spliced from 3 exons. The record is from RefSeq and is a predicted model, not a curated record. Bases 89 to 745 code for a protein of 218 amino acids.
AUCCUCCAAGCAGGCGGCACCCAACACAAGAGUUUUACGAAGCUCCAGCUCUGCAAAUUCAGCAAAUAAAAGCUCUUCUUCUUUAACCAUGACUGAGAGGCGCAUCCCCUUCACUUUUCUUCGCACCCCAUCUUGGGACCCAUUUCGAGACUGGUACCAAGGCAGCAGGCUCUUUGACCAGACUUUUGGAAUGCCAGCUUUCCCAGAGGACAUGCACGUCUUCCCCACCAGCCACUGGCCUGGCUAUAUGCGACCAUCCAUGGCUUCUGAUAUGGCGGCCUUGAUGCAAAGCACAAUGGGCACUCAGGUAGCUGCACCACCAAUGCCUUCACCCAUGCCCCCACCCAUGAUGCCCCAUCCGGCGGCCUACGCCCGCGCGCUGACUCGCCAGAUGAGCACAGGCAUGUCAGAGAUCAAACAGACGCAGGAUGGCUGGAAGGUGAGCCUGGACGUCAACCAGUUUUCUCCUGAAGAACUCACAGUAAAGACCAAGGACAAUGUCGUGGAGAUCAUUGGUAAACAUGAGGAAAGAAAGGAUGAGCAUGGCUUCGUUUCUAGAUCCUUCACAAGGAAGUACACACUGCCCCCUGGUGCUGACGCGGAGAAGAUCACCUCCUCUCUCUCCCCUGAGGGUAUCCUGACAGUGGAGGCUCCACUCCCCAAAGCUGCCAUCCAGUCCUCAGAAAUCAACAUCCCAGUGAACACAGGCAGCAUAAGCGCUGUGAAGCAGGGCGACACCAAGUGAUGUGUAGAAGGAACGUCUUAAGCACCAGAUUUUUUAGAUCAACCUGAGACACAUACACAGUUUUUACAUCCUUACAUGCAUGCGGUCAAAAACUGCACAAACACAGACAACUGGGCAUGUGUACAUAAGUAUAUGACACUAAUGAAUACUUAUAUAUUUAAUAUUUUGUAGCUUUGCAUGCUUACCAUAAAUGUCAAGAAGACUUUAAGAUGAAGAUGAUUAGAGGACCUUACCUUUGUAAACACUAUGGACUUGUCAAUAAACUUUUUACUUUGAAUUAA